AGAAGGUAGCCUGGAGCCCCGGGGGCGGGGAAGGGGGCGGUGGCGGCCCUCCGCGCAGCAUCUCGGGCCCAGCCCCAAGCCAUGUCGGGGUUGCACCACUUUCACACAAAGGGCAUUCUGGUGUGCUUGGAGGGAAGUAGCGAGCGCUAAGCUAAGCAACUAGCUUUCUGCGCGCUGAGCUCAGGGCCGCCGCCCCCCGGCCCAUGUACCCGUUCUGGCUGCUUCAGGCAACCUUGUCCCAGGAAGAAUUUGAAGAAAGGCUUGCUGAGCCGGCUGUAGCAAAAGCAGCAGGGAGCCUUAGUUCAGGCACCCCCAAACUUCGGCCCUCCAGAUGUUUUGGACUACAAUUCCCAUCUUCCACGGCCACUGGUCCUGUUAGCUAGGGAUCAUGGGAGUUGUAGGCCAAAACAUCUGGAGUGCUGCAGUUUGGGGAUGCCUGCCUUAGUUUGAUGGGGAAGGGGGAGGGGUUAAAAUAGGUCUGCUCUUGUUGAAUAAUGUGCUGUUUGAAGUGGGUUAGUUAACACGUGCUUGUUGUUUUUCAUAGCAGACUUUCCCGGGAAAGGGGUGGUUGUGGUGAGAAAAAUAAUAAAGGCCAGGAACCAAGCUUUCAGCUCUCCCUGGAUGAUCUGUGCAGGGCUGCUACACUUGCAACACUACUUCUUCAAGGUGAUCCCAGGAUAUACAGCAGUUUGUAGCCAUUUCAGUUCAUUAAGUAGGAUUUAUAGAAUCAUAUACAGUAUUUGUACAGUUGGAGGAGACCCACAGUGUCAUCUUGUCCAACUCCCUGCAACAUAGGAAUCACAGCUGAAGAAUCUCUGGCAGAUCGUCACCCACCUGUUUUAAGAACCUCCCAUGAAGGAGAGCCCACCAUCUCCUAAGGUAGUCUCUUCCACUGUCAAACAGCUCAGGCAGUUCCUAAUGUUUAUUUUGAAUCUUCUCUCUUGUAAUUUGAAUGCAUUGGUGUGUGUUCUACUCUCUGCAGCAACUGAAAACAAGGCUUGCUUCAUCUUUCAUAUGACAGUCUUUUAGAUAUUUGAAGAUGGCCAUCAUAUCACCUCUCAGUCUUCUCUUCUCUAGGCUAAACAUAUGCAAGUCCCUCAACAAUUCCUCACAAGGCUUGGUUUCCAUACCCUUGAGCUUGUUGGCCACCCUCCUUUGCACACAUUCUAACUUGUCAGUAUCCUUUAACUGUGAUGUCCAAAACUGGACACAGUACUCUAGGUGGGGUAUGACAAGAGGAAAUGGAGGGGUCCUAUUAUUUCCCUUGGCCUGUACACUAGACUUUAUUAAACCUAGAACAAGCAUUAUACCCAUAUCCUUCCAUUCUGUUUGUUGCUUAAUCAAAGAUCUUCUGAAAAUUAAUUUUAUUUAUAAGAUAUAUUUAUAAACUGGUAACUCGUAAAAAAAACCCAAGUCAGUAUACUGUACAUUAAAAUCAUUGAAACUUAAUAAAGCUUUAAAAUUAUAACAUGCAUAACAAAUGACCAACACUAUUUAUAAAUACAAAAGGAAAUCAAAAUUUUAAAGGCAAAAUUUUGAAAUCCUGAGCUAAUAAUAAUAAUAAUAAUAAUAAUAAUAAUAAUGUGUACCCUGCCAAUCUGGCUGGGUUUUCCCAGGUACUCUGGGCGGGUUCCAACAAAGAUUAAAAAUACAAAGAAAUACAUUAAAAACUUCCCUGAACAGGGCUGCCUUCAGAUGUAUUCUAAAUGUCAGGCAGUUAUUUAUCUCUUUGACAUCUGAUGGGAGGGCGUUCCACAGGGCGGGUGCCACUACCAAGAAGGCCCUCUGUCUGGUUCCCUGUAACAUCACUUCUUGCCAUGAGGCUCUCUGUGCUGGACCUUAGUGUCUGGGCAGAACGAUUAAUAUAAGAUUAUUAUAGUAAUCAUCUUGGAAUAUCCUUUCUCUUAUGUGGAAAAAAUGCAGGGGGGCUGUUUCUUCUAAUAUACUACCAGCUGUAUGAAAUCCAUUUUCAUUUUAAAUCUGAAGAUAUACGAACAAAACAUUGAGUCUCCUGAUGGCACCCUCACAAGAACUAAGGAAUUGAAGUUAAACUGAGCACAUACAUACAAACAAAACACCUUACAGUCUUGAGACAUUUCAAGUUACUGAUUGGAAGUGGUGUUUUAUUGCUAAAACAGAACUGUUUCAUUUAAAAUUGGUCCAGUUCAGGCAUAACUAUCUGAAUCUAUCUGAAAACACACUUUGCUGUUUUCAGUCAGUAAUGCUGUUUUAUUUGGGGCUGGGAAACGUGGCUCUACAGAUGCUGCUGGAUUAAAAUUCCCAUCAUCCUUGACCAUUGGCCAUACUGACAAGGACUGAUGGGAGAUGUAAUCCAAAAAUUGAAAGACAAGCAUUUGGAGAGGCCUAGUGAACAGGACUGCAGCCUUAGGUUACUUUUAUUGUGUAACUGUAACAGACUGAAUAUUGAAUCUGUGUGUGUGUGUGUGUGUGUGUGUGUGUGUGUGUGUGUGUGUGUAAAGAAAGGCUCUCGGUCAGUAAGGUAGUUUUUAAUACGGUAAUAGUGUCAGACCUUCCAUAGUCAGAUCAUUGAAGGCAGCUUUCUAGCACUAAUUGGAACUCUCCCAUCAUUUGUAAGACAGAGCACUUGGGGAGAUACAGCACUGUGCUGCUUAUAUGGUAAAAAAUUAUAUUUUAAAAAAAUGUACACAGCACAGUUGAUCCAAAGGCAAAGGAGUCCACAUUACAUUGUUUAAGAAGAACGUUAACAUUUCUGAUGUAACAGUUGCCCUUUGCUUUGCCUUAUGUGACUUGCAUGCUCUAGUCUGUGCUAACAAAAGGACAGACAAAGCUAACUACCAAUUCUUAUAUUUUUAAUAGGAGCUCCUUUGCUUUUUUCCUGCAUAACCUGAGAUCCUAAUACUGUACGUUACACACAAUGUUAAACACAAUGUUAAGGAUUCAUCCACUGCCAUUUUUAGUAAGUUGUAGAGAGGAGUUCAGUGCAGUUAUUUCAGCUAAACUUUUUUUUUCAUUUAAAAAAAAUCUAGGCAGAAGGGUUCUGUAACUCUUAGAUUUUUACAUUGUGUUGUGAGUUCUAACAAAGAUGGUAUGUUGUUGCAGUAGACCAACAGAGCCAGGUGUGGUGGUGGUGGCUGUUUGCUUUUUUAGAUUACUGUUGUUUUCCGAGCACUGAUCCCACCGCAUCAGCUAUUAUCUUAAAAGAUACUUCCACCUUGCUGGAAUAAUGGAUUUAACUGAGAAAAUCACAAAAAAAUCAGUUUCAUUUAGGGAUUUUCUUUCCUGACUGUAGUUUUCAGAUGUUCUCAGCUUUGAUUAUUUGGGAUGUGAAGGGAGAAAUACAAACUGCAGAGCAACCUGGCCAAGCUAAGGCCAUUAAACAAUUGAGGGCCAUUGGCAGUGCAAGUUGACUGUCCUUCCUCCCCUGCCCUGAGAUGUGAACAGACACUGGGGUAAAGAAGGUUGCCACGGUAACUCUGCAUUUGAGGAAAAGGAAAAGGGAUUCUGGUAGCAAGAUGUUAAAGGGAGGAGGGGGAGGAGGAGGAAGAGAGACUGGGAUCCACCUGUGGGCAGGCUGGCUGGGGCAGAUUCCUUGGACUCCAGGGCGACACUGUUGUGUGGACAAACCCCCCUUGAAAUGAUCAUCCGUAAGAUCUGGGCUUUCGCCAUUCAAACGGAAGGUGUAAAUAGGUGGAUAAACCAUAUUUCUUAAAGCUACAACAGUCUCUGCUGUGUCUCAGUUCUCCAAAGGAUCACAGAUCCCGGGACCUCAUGAGCUCUUGCCACUGCUCAGCAGAGAGGGGGAGGCAUUCAACUUUUGUAACAAUAAUUAUUAAAUAUGAUUUUACUUCUGUUGAAGAAUUUAAUUCAGUUGACUGCCUUGUUUAGGCUUGUUGGUCCUCUGCUACAAAGAGAUUUCACUACUUUUCUGUUUAUCCUUCUCUUUGCUGCAUGCAAACUGCCCUGCCCACCUGAGUGUUUUUCUAGGAACCAUCACUCAUUUGUUGUGUGUAAGGUUUGUGUUCAGCUGUUUCAAUCCCUGCAAUCGGUAAUUAGAGAAGUCCUGUGUCUGAAACCUUGGAAAGUUGUUGCCACUUGGGGUAGACAAUACAGAGUUUAGAUCAGGCAUCCCCAAACUUCGCCCCUCCAGAUGUUUUGGACUACAAUUCCCAUCAUCCCUGACCACUGGUCCUGUUAGCUAGGGAUCAUGGGAGUUGUAGGCCAAAACAUCUGGAGGGCCGCAGUUUGGGGAUGCCUGGUUUAGAUGGACCAGGAUCUGAUUGUGUGUAAGGCAAAGUGUGGCUUGUCAGCAUGUGGUUAUUAAGCCUUAAGCUCUACAGUUGAGACCUGCUCAGUAUUUCUGGUGAUAAACCUGCUCUUAUUUACCUGAGGCAGAGACAAUCUGUAACUUGUAAAGUGAGGAGAUACCAAGGCUGCUUCAGGAAAGAAACAGAAUACCCUGGAUGCAGAGGUUUAUGAUCACCCCAACCAACCCUGUCAGAAAUCCACUCUUUCUCGGGAAGGUACUUGAGUAGGUGGAGGAAUCUGGUUCCCUUGAUCUGUUGCAGUUCAAUAGUCCUGGUUUCAAGACUGUGUUAGCCUUAGUUGCCCUAAUGAAUAAUCUUUUGGGGGGAACCAUGCAACCCUCUUGGUUCUGUUCAAAUCUUGUAACUUUUGAUACCAUUGACUACGGUUUCUUACUAGACUGGGUUUUGGGUUGGGAGUGGUGUUGCACUGGUUCCCCUGCUACCUAUAGGACAGUUUCAGUGGGUGCCAUUGGGUUGCUGCACUUCAUCUCCUUGGCAGUUGCUCGGUGACAUGCUAUAGGUAUCAUUUUGACCCCAGAGCUGUUCAACAUCUAUAUGAAUGUGUUUGGAGCAUCAUUAGGAGAUUGGGAGUGUGGUGCCAUCAAUUUGCAUCAAUAGGCCCAUCUCUCUUUCUCUUUUAAAUCUGAGUUGGGUGUGACUAGCCUGCACUGGUGCCUGGAUUCAGUGGUUGGCUGGAUGAGGGCCAGUAAGCUGAGGGGGAAUUUUGACAUUACAAAGGCCUUGUGGGUGGCUAGUUCCUGGUUCUGGAAUUGGGCAGACUGCCUGAUCUAGAUGGAGUUGCACCUGCCCUCAAGAAACAUACGCUUAAUCUGGUGGUUAUUAAUCUGCUUAAUUAUUUUUGUAUUUGUUUAUGUUUCGUUUUAUUUUACAUGAUUUAUAUACCUCUUAAUCAUUAGAACCUCCAAGUGGUUAACAUAAAACCUCUAAGUGGUUUACACAAAACUAUUGUUUGUUAUCUAGUGCCACGAUGGCAGAGCUCUUUAUGGAAUGCGAAGAGGAAGAGCUUGAGCCAUGGCAACAGAAAGGGAAACCAAUUGUUGUGGAUGAUGAUGAUGACGACGAACCCAUAUUUGUCGGGGAGAUCCUGAGCUCAAAACCAUCGAAUACCUAUAUAUUGAACAGAGUCAACUCCAGUUCACCACGGAUUGGAAUGCAGAAUGGUGCACCCAAAAGAGGUGCUGUGGCUGUUUCUCCAGGGUUUCCCACUGCAACAAGACCUGUAACUAGUACUCUAGCUGUUCAGCCGCAGCCAAGGGUCAGUAAUGUUUCAGGAACCUCUCAGGUCUUGCAGAGACCUCUUCCUGGGUGUUCAUCACUGCAGGAGGCAGCCAAGGCAAGCACUGGAAUAUCUCAGCCCAUCAAUAGAUCUGCCACCACUCAAUCAUUAGCAAGGAACCUCGGCAUACCUGUAAUGGCUCAGUCUCCAUCCAAGCCAGUGGCCACAGUAACAGCACAACCAGUAUCAUUAAAUCGGGUUAUACCAAAUAAUCCUUCGCCUGUAGCUUUUGGUUUAAGGCAAAAUUCAGGAGUAAUGCAGUGCCAGAGUGGAUCUGCAGUGACUACAACAGGCCUGUCCAAGCGUCCUUCCACUUCUGAAGCUCACAGUAUUAAUCCAAAAAAGGCCAAGGUUUCUGGAAGUGAUUCACCUUCAGUUAUAUCUCCAAAUGACACAUCAUUGCUUCAGAAAGGUAUUGCAUCAAGGAAUGUUAAAAAUGGAGCACCUUUUCCACAAGCAUGUCCAAAGUGUAAUAUUCAUUUCAAUCUUUUGGAGCCAUUAAAAAAUCACAUGAAGUAUUGUUGUCCAGAUAUGGCACAUACCUUUCUGGGAAUAACGCAAACAGACAGUUCAGGGACAUCAACUAAAAUGGCUGAAACUGAAGGAAAACUGAUCAUGUUAGUUAAUGACUUUUAUUAUGGCCAACAUGAGGGUAACAUCCAGCAGGUGCGUCAGGAGCAGAAGACUCAUACAACCUUCAAGUGUGCCAGCUGCAUGAAGCUUCUCAAGAGCAAUAUCAGGUUUAUGAACCACAUGAAGCAUCACUUGGAGCUGGAGAAACAGAAUAGCGAGAGUUGGGAAAGUCACACCACCUGUCAGCACUGCUACCGUCAGUUUCCAACACCCUUCCAACUCCAGUGCCACAUCGAAAGCAGCCACACCCCUCAUGAGUCAUCGACUCUAUGUAAAAUAUGUGAACUAUCUUUUGAAACCGAGCAAGUUCUUUUGCAGCACAUGAAGGACAAUCACAAGCCUGGGGAGAUGCCCUACGUCUGCCAGGUGUGCAAUUACAGAUCAUCAGCAUUUUCAGAUGUGGAAAAACACUUUCGAGCUGUUCAUGAAAAUACAAAGAGCCUGCUGUGCCCAUUUUGCCUCAAAGUUAUUAAACUUGGGGCACCAUAUAUGCAUCAUUUCUUGAGACACCAGAAAAAAGGAGUACAUCGUUGUACCAAGUGUAGACUCCAGUUCUUGACAUGCAAAGAGAAAAUGGAUCACAAAUCUCAGCAUCACCGGACAUUUAAAAAACCUGUUCAGUUAGAGGGAUUGCCUCCAGGAACCAAAGUUACCAUCAGAGCUUCUGCUGGAUCUCUUCAGCCUGGAUCAGCAACUGCAUCUCCUGUCAUCCCAAGUGCAUCUACUUUACACUUGUCCACCAGUGCAGCUAAAGUGACAAGUGCAGCUAAAGUGACAAGUGCUAAAACGGCUCAUAACAAAACGAAUGCAAAUAAAGUAAAGCCAAAAUUGAAGCCGCUGAGCAUACAGAAAAAGCAAGGUCUGAGGACCACCCAUGAUAACAGUAGUAGUAGCAGCAGCAGCAGCAGCAUUGCCGCCAGCGGCAGCAAAAGAAACACUAAAAUUGCAAAUACAGCAUUAAAUAAUCUAAGGUGCCCGAAUAUUCAGAAGUGCAUUGAGUGUUAUUCUGAUAUAAGGACAUUCGCCAGCCACUUUCCAGCCUAUGUUCACUGUAGUUUAUGCAGAUACAGCACUAGCUGCAGCAAAGCCUACGUGAAUCAUAUGAUGAGUUUUCACAGUGCUCGACAAAGUAAACGAUUUUGGAUUUAUAAGACUCAUUCAGAAGAUCUGAGGGGUGUUACUCUUGUUUGUCUUAAUUGUGAGUUCCUAACUGAUGCUUCCGGCUUGGAUGAUAUGGCUACGCACUUGAACGAAAACCUUACUCAUACUUGUCAAGUGAUUAUCGAAAAUGUUCCCUCAGACUAUCUGGUUGCUGAAAACCUUUCUCACCUGGUUAGUGAUGCAUUAUUGAACACUGGAAGUGAAGAAACAUCCCAGAAAAUUCCAAGGCUCAAUACACCUGAAGAGCAAAAAGAAACAUCUGUCUCUGCAAGCCCAGAAAUAAAACACAUUACAGAAGAAACAGAUAAGGACCAUCUGGAAAAUCAAAGCAAUGAAGCUGCUUUAGAAGUUGAGUGUGAAGAAAAUAAAUUGCCUGUUCUAGAAAACAGUCUUGCUUCAGAGCUUCAGGCCUGCUCAAAUGACUUCAUAAGCUCUGUAGAUGGGGGAGAGACAGAGGGCCUUGGAAAUCAAAGGGAUGGAAGCCCUUUCACAGCUGAGUUCAAAGAAAAGAUACCUCCAUGUCCAGAAAACACUUCUGGCCCAGCGUUCCAAGCAUGCUCAAAAGAUUCUUUGGGAGAAGGGAACUCAGAUGACCUUGCAAAUCAGGGUGAUGAAGAAGGUUCUUUAGCUGCUGGGUGUGAAGAAAACCCAACAUCUCCGGUUUUAGAAAACUCAAAUAACCCAAUAAACCCUGCAGAAAAAACAGACAUAGAGAGCUUUGUAAAUCAAGGUGAGGAAGGUCCUCUAGCUGCUGCUUGUGUAGAAAAUAUGCCUAUGUCACCCAUGGAAGACUCCUCCAUUUCAGAACAUCAUACUUUUUCAAAAGGCUCUUCAGGAGAAGGGGACCUUGCAAAUCAAGGAGGUGAUGGUCCUCUAGCUGCUGGGUGUGAAGAAAGAACACUGCCUUUGGUUCUAGAAAACUCCUCUGGUUCAGGACUUGACUCAGCCAGCUCAAAUGAUCCUGCAAAAGAAGGGGACACAGGUGCCCUUGCAAAUCAAACUGAUGAAGGUCUUCUAGCUACUGCUUGUGUAGAAAAUAUGCCUAUGUCAACCGUGGGAGACUCCUCCAUUUCAGAACAUCAUACUUGUUCAAAAGGCUCUACAGGAGAAGGGGACCUUGCAGUUGACCUUGCAAAUCAAGGAGAUGAAGCUUCUUUAGUGGUCAAAUGCAAAGAAGAGAAAUCUCCAUGUCUAGAAAACAUUUCUGAUCCAGGGUUUCAAGCCUGCUCAAAAGACGGUUCAGGACAAGAAGAGACAGGUAACCUUGGAAAUCAAGAUGUUGAAGAAAAUCCAUUGCCUUCAGUUCUUGGAAAUCAAGAAGUUAAAGAAAAUUCAUUGCCUUCAGUUCUAGAAAACUCCAAGUCAGGAUUUUCAGCCUCCUCAAAUGACUCCAUGGACCCUGCAAGCAAAGACACAAUAGGCAGCCUUGCAAAUCAGGACGGUGAAUGUUAUUCAGCAGAUGAGUGUGAAAAAAGUACAUCGCCUUUGGUUCUAGGAAACCUCUCUGGUUCAGGACUCUUAGACUGUUCAAAUGACCCCAUAGAUCCUCUAGAAGAUGAAGAUGCAGAGACUCCUGCAAAUCAAAACGAUGAAGGUUUAGCUGCCAAGUGUAAAGAAAGUCCAUCAGCUGGAGAAGAAUCCUCCAUUUUAGAACUCCAUUUCUGUUCAAAAGGCUCUGCAGAAGAUGCUUCAAAGGACCAUCUUGAAAAUCAAACUGAUGAGCAUGAAGAAAGUACUUCUGUAUCAGCUGUGAAAGACUCCUGUCCAGGAUCCCAAGCCAGUUCAACUGAGACCUCUUGCGAAAGCACAGAAUCUAAUGAUUUGGGUAAUGGUGAUCAGAUAGAAGAAGGAAAAUCCCCGAAUGCUUCAGAUAAUAAAACCAACUCUUUCCAAAGUUCAAAGGAUGCAGUCUCUGCUGCCGAGACAAAGGUGGCUGAUUUGGAUGAAGCUGAGCUAGCAGAAUUGGCAUCUGAUGAAGAAAAUGUCAGUUUUGAACAGUUUCUGAGGAGAAGUGAACCUGAAUCUGUGCAUUCUGAUGCGAGUGAGCAGGGCAGUGUUCAUCUGGAACCUCUGACGCCAUCAGAGGUCCUUGAAUAUGAAGCUACAGAGAUUCUCCAGAAAGGUGGGGCUCCACCUUCAGCAAAGAAGGCUGAGCCAGGUUCUGAACUAGAGGAUCCUGCUGCUUCUGGAGAGAGCAGCCCUGCUAGCCAUGUGGAGUCACCAGUAAGCCAGGCAGAAGAGAGUGAGGAAGCAAGCUGAAGCAGAAUAUUUGCAUCACUUUGAACCAGUUGCUGUGUAUACUCUUACAGGUGCCAAUUGGGAAGGAAAGUGGGGAAACAGAACCAUGGAUUAUGUAAUAAUGCCGAAGCUCAGCAGUGACAAAUGAGACAUUAGACCCUCUGAUAUGAAAGAGCUAUCAGAAGCCAGAACCAUUGCCUGCAGUGACCCAACCCAUGAAGCCAAGAGGGAAAUAUGUUAUUUAUUUGAUUCAAAGUAAGAUCCCUGUAGGGGCCGCAGUCUUUGUAUACUUGGGGUACCGGUGUUUCUCUAUAAAAGGCUGUUUGGUCCACCGUCAGUCUGGAGAACUGUGAGCUUGGGUUUGAUGUUGCAUUCUGUUCCCGUCACGUCAUGCUCAGAAGGAAACUGUGUGAAGGUCUGGCACCUCAGGAUUGAUGUGAUCUUACAUGAUAAUAUGCUUACCUUAAACUUUCAAUGAAAGUGGAAUUAUUAUUAAAAAAGUAAAUAGAGUUGUGAGUUUCUCAGUGUGCAAGCUGUGCAGAAACCUGACACUUUACUUGUUUGAAAUAGGGCAUGUGAUGGCCUCUGUGUCUUGAUUUUAUUUUUAUUUUUGUUAAUUCGCAGCAGGUCCCCAAAACACAAGGUGGGUGGGAAGAGUUUAAAAACUAAUAUGGAAAUGUGUAAACUGUUACAAAAAAAAGGACUUGAGAGUCAUUGAUACAUUCUUAGUUGAAAUUUAUGUAAAACAAACAAAUGGGUAGGGGUGGGGGAUGGCAUGAAAAUCAUUUUGAUACGUAGCUAGGUUAAGGAAUGUGUGUGACAUCAUUUAAAGUAGCUUGCCUCAAGUAUUACCCUGAUUUAAGUGCUCUAUAUGAACUUUUCAGAAAGUGAUUUUGAACUUGUUGAGAAUUGUUUUCAAUAAACUUACAUGUUUUGAACUUCCGUUAGGACACCGAUGUACAUAUUUUGGAUUAAAUAUUUGCAAGAAAAUAUGAUGAGUUAUUUUGUUGUUCAUGUGUGUGUUUUUAUUAAUCACUUCGCUAGCUUGUGUUUUGCUCACAUUUCUUUUAUUACCCCCAGGCUGUAACUGUUUUGCAUCUCCACCCCAGAAUUACUGAAGGAAAACCAUGUUUAAAUAGUUAAAGACCUUAAACCACAGCCUGGACUGCAACAAAAUGUGAAUGUAUCAUAGGAACAGUGUUCAGUUUUAUGCGCUUAUGGCACGUGUGAGGUUUUCUGAGUCGAGGCAAUCCCUCUCUUCUCAUGGGUCCUUCUCCUGCCUAUGCUACAGUUGCCUGUAAGUUCCUUGUUUUGUGCGGGGAUACAUUCUGGAUACCCACAUGUAUCAGCAGAGCACGCAUAAGCCUGUUCUGCCCCUUCUUGUGACAUCUAUAUGACGUUUUGGGGCUGCUUCUGGGUUUGUCAUGUUUGCGAUUAUGCGUCAUUUGGCCACUCCUAAAUCGGUCGUUGCCUGUGCAUCCACUUUGGCCUCCCUUCCUGAAAAUAGCCAACCUGUCAGGUCCACUGAAACUCUGGCCUGGGGAUGUUAUUUCAUGCACAAGUCCCUGUAUACCACACAAUAUAUUUUUCUUGUGCCCAUCAUGCCUCUUCCUACCAUCCAGCUGCCUGAGAAGAGCCGUAUGUGGAAUUGGGAGGCAAAGUGAGGCAGCCAACUCUGGCACAGUGGGUCUUUGGGCAUUGGUGGGUGGUAGAGUGGAAGAGUUAACAGGACCAGUCCAUGUGGCACAAUCCCUGGGAAUGUUCUCUUGUGUAAGUCCACCAGCUGGAAUAAGUGGGAUUUUUAUCAUGGAAGAUUGUGCAGGGGGGGUGUCCCAGUGGAUUAUGCCCCGUUUUGAUUAGGGUGUAAGGGCUGCGUCUGUGUGCCCUGCACCACUCAUUCCCCCUCCUAGAUAGAAACGCCAUGCAGAACUUGUGCUUGAUAAGAUGAGAUUAGAGAGCUCAGUAAUGUAACUGCUGCUGACAGACCAGAACAUAAUUUCAAAUAUUUGAACUGUGUGGCACAUAGUGCAUAUUUUUCUUUGUUUAAACGCAGCACCAGUCUCUGAGCAUGAGACGGAAUCUCAGCCAAGCUCCCCGAGGUCCAACUAAUUCAGUAAUGAGCUGCGACAGCUCAGUACGUGGUAGCUGUACCAAUGCCUGAAACCGUAAUAUCUCUAGAUAAAGAUGUGUCUUUACUUUUCAGAAUUCAAAAGGGAGGUCGAUGUAAUUGGGCCACCUUCACUUUGGGUGAAACAUAGUGGCAAAAUCGAUAACAAACGAGUUCAGCCUAAGGCUGUGUAAAAACAUUUCUGGACUUCUGAAAAUUAAGUCCAAGAGCCUUAUUGUCAGUGAAAAAUGAUAGGUUUAUUAAUGACUCAGCACAAAACAGCAUCUGAAAUACAGCUUUUAACUGAUGCAGUUUUUCUCCUUAAACUGAAUUGUGUAU
This is a messenger RNA of Zootoca vivipara (common lizard), 12061 nucleotides long. The record is from RefSeq and is a predicted model, not a curated record. NCBI's taxonomy places the organism in Eukaryota, Metazoa, Chordata, Lepidosauria, Squamata, Lacertidae.